Cajanus cajan (pigeon pea) is the source of this 626-nucleotide messenger RNA. The record is from RefSeq and is a predicted model, not a curated record. NCBI's taxonomy places the organism in Eukaryota, Viridiplantae, Streptophyta, Magnoliopsida, Fabales, Fabaceae.
ACUGUGACCUAUUAUUUUAGGUGCAUCUGAGGAGGGUGAUGCACAGAGACAGAUUCAUGCGGAAAAGUUCUAUUGUUCCAGCCAUUGGAAAUCGUAUUUGGAGAGACUUGAUUCAUAAUCCUUUACAUUUAAUAUUUUCAGUGGAUGUACUAGGUAUGACAAGUUCAACAUUGGCUUCUAUUAGCAGAGGGUUUGCUGAGCUUUCCACAGAUGGACAAUUUCUACAAUUACGAGCAAAGCAGGUAAGAUCAAGGAGAAUCACUGGGGUUGGGGAUGGCAUCAUUCAAGGAACAGAAGCUCUUGCCCAAGGUGUUGCCUUUGGUGUCUCUGGCGUAGUGAGAAAGCCUGUUGAGAGUGCCCGACAGAAUGGUAUUCUAGGAUUGGCUCAUGGGCUCGGACGUGCCUUUUUAGGUUUCAUUGUGCAACCUGUAAGCGGGGCACUUGAUUUUUUCUCAUUGACUGUUGAUGGAAUUGGUGCAAGUUGUUCCAAAUGCUUUGAGGUUUUCAACAGCAAGACUUCAUUCCACAGAAUUAGAAAUCCUCGGGCUGUACAUUCUGAUGGGAUACUAAGAGAAUAUUGUGAGAGAGAAGCUAUUGGGCAGGUAUGUUAAUUAAUUGCAUCUCCA